This is a messenger RNA of Chelonus insularis, 708 nucleotides long. RefSeq names its product odorant receptor 67c-like. Gene Ontology annotation, biological process: detection of chemical stimulus involved in sensory perception of smell; sensory perception of smell. Lineage: Eukaryota; Metazoa; Arthropoda; Insecta; Hymenoptera; Braconidae. The transcript has 5 exons. Gene Ontology annotation, molecular function: olfactory receptor activity; odorant binding. The record is from RefSeq and is a predicted model, not a curated record. The coding region runs from base 1 to 708 and encodes 235 amino acids. Gene Ontology annotation, cellular component: plasma membrane.
AUGUUACUUUCUAAUGUCUCACUGAUUCUCUCGGAAGUAGCAGAGCUUAAAAAUAGCCAUGACUUAUCAAGUUUUGCCACAACUAUCAAUCCAGUAUUUUUUCACUUACUUGGAUCAGUGAAGUUUUUUGAUAGUAUUUUGAAAAUUAGUGAUAUUGAAGAUUUGUUAAAUAGAAUGAGACGUUGCCAUCAAAUUUGUUUAACGAUAAAUAUCAACAUUAUAGGUAGGAACUUUAUACAAAAAACCAAUGAAACAUUUGAUUAUCCAUUAUUUAUCCAAUGUGUAACCUCCACAAUUGGUUUGUGUCUAGUAUCGUUAGAAGCGUCAACAAUUCAAUUAAACUCUAGCAUAAAUUGCAUCAUGAAAAUGAUCAACAUGUUGGAAUAUUGGAUAGGCAUUACAUCAAGUCUUUUUAUUUAUUGUUAUUUGGGAACUACAAUAAGAGAACUAGGCCUCCGAGUAGCAGAUGCAAUUUAUCUAAGUAAUUGGAAUCAAUUAAUCUAUGACAAUACUUAUUCCAAAUAUCACAACCAACCAACGUCAAAUCAGAUUAAAUAUAUAAUUAGAACUGUUUUGAUGAGAUCUCAACGGCCGAUUAUUAUUAACGGUGGAUUAUUUUAUAUAUUAUCUUUGCAAACUUUUAAAGCACUUGUUGGAUGCUCUCUCUCCAAUGCUAUCAUUUUACGAGAGUUAUCUGAAGAUGAUUAA